Messenger RNA from Aricia agestis (brown argus), 1483 nucleotides. It is a transcript of the gene Wwox, whose product is annotated as WW domain-containing oxidoreductase-like. The coding region runs from base 143 to 1402 and encodes 419 amino acids. NCBI's taxonomy places the organism in Eukaryota, Metazoa, Arthropoda, Insecta, Lepidoptera, Lycaenidae. Gene Ontology annotation, molecular function: protein binding. The transcript has 7 exons. The record is from RefSeq and is a predicted model, not a curated record.
UUCGAUGUUUCAAGAUUAGCUACAAGAAAAAUGGAAAAAAUAAUGUGUAUUUAAAUCAAAUCUUUAAAAAAUAAUGUCUAAAUAAUGAGUUUAGUGUAAUAAUAUUGAAGCUUUUAUAUCCUUUUAACCAAAGCCUUUUAACAUGCAUAACAUAGAUUCUGACAGUGAAGACGAGCUUCCCUCAGGAUGGGCAGAGAAAUCUACCGAAGAUGGGAACGUAUAUUUUGUUAAUACAUGUAAUAAUAAAAUUCAAUGGACUCAUCCUCAAACAGGACGUAAAAAAGUUAUACCCAAAGAUUUGCCGUUUGGCUGGUCAAAAUCUGUGGAUGAAAACGGAAAAACUCUUUAUGUACACAAUGAAACCGGGAAUAAAACAUACAUAGACCCAAGAUUAGCGUUUUCAAAAGAAGAAAAGAAACAUGCAAAUGAUUUUCGCCAAAGAUUUGAUGGAUCCACUACAGCUUAUCAGGUUUUACAUGGAGUAGAUUUGUCAGGGAAAUAUGCAUUGAUAACUGGCAGCAAUGCGGGAAUUGGUUUUGAAACUGCAAAGUCUCUAGCCAGACAUGGCUGUAAUGUAUUAUUUGCUAAUCGCAACUUAGAAGCAACUCAACAAGCAAUAGAACAAAUUAUUAUAGAGACAAAUGCUUCAGAAGAGAGCUUAAAAUCAAUUCAUUUAGACCUAUCAUCCCUGCAAAGUGUAAAAAAGUGUGCCCUAGCUGUUAGAACGGUUUUUUCUGAUCACUUGGAUAUGUUGAUAUUAAAUGCUGGUGUGUUUGGACUACCUUAUGAAGAGACAGUGGAUAAUCUAGACAGAACUUUUCAGGUCAAUCAUCUGUCACACAUGUACCUUGCCUUACUUCUGGAACCGUUAUUAAAAAGGGGUUCACGAGUAAUAUUUGUGUCAUCUGAAUCCCACAGGAUGGCUAGCCUGAAAAAUGUAUUUGUAAAGCAGAACCUAAUGUACUCGAAAGAACAGUACAGUUCCAUGAUGUCAUACAAUAAUUCUAAGUUAUAUAAUGUUAUAACUGCAAAGAUUCUAAGUGACAAAUGGCGGCACAAGGGUAUUGCAGUUAACUCCUUACAUCCAGGGAACAUGGUCUAUAGUAAUCUUAUGAAAAACUGGUGGCUAUACCACCUUGCCUUCCUUUUAGUACGUCCAUUUACAAAAUCACUGCAACAAGCAGCAGCAACAACAGUUUAUGUAGCAACCGCCUCAGAGCUAGAGGAUGUGACGGGCUUGUACUUCAAUAACUGCUUUUAUUGUGAAGAAUCAGCCCUAGCACGGGAUACAGACAUAGCACAGGAAGUUUUUGCUAUAUCACUUCGUAUGAUCAAGGAGAGAAUGGGUGAUGAAGGCAUAGGCCAAUAUUUGAAUAUUUAUUCUACACCAGAGCUAACAUAAAAUGUUUUGUAUUACAUUCCAUUACUUUGUACUAUUAGUAUUGUAAUAUUAAAAUAUAUAUAUUUUCAAAUGGUUUAUAAA